AUGGGAGCGGGGCUGCGCCUGGACCGCCCCGUGUGGCCUGGAGUGCACGUCUGCACCACGCCGUUCGGAGCGAAGGUGGUGCGGGGCCCCAGUGGGGAGGGGGGCUGGCACUCGAGUCCGGCUCUGGUGUGCACUGGCUGCCUGGCGGUGCACAUUGGAGAGAGCAGACUCCCUUCCAACCCCUCUUCUCACCCGCCAACCGCCCCCAAGCUGGAGCCCUGUGCUGUUCUGUUCAGCAGGUGUGGGCUGGGCCUGGCCAGGAAGCUGGGCUCUCAGGUGGCCUUCCUGGGACCUGACUGGGUGGUGCACAUCCAGGGACCUUCGGGCCGACCAGGAGCUGCAGAGACAGGUGGUGGAACUGCCCCCUGUGCAGCCACAGUCCCUCCGGGCACCAUGCGGAUCACUGCUGGGUGCUGGGUGCUCAGGCGCCUCUGGCUCGCCCCGCCGGUCCGGCGCCUGCACGCGGGUCACCGGCUCCUGGCGCCCCUGGCCCUUGCUGACUUUGAAGCCAUAAACCGCGGCGAGAGGCCAUUGCCCGAGAGCUUUAACUUUGCUGGGGAUGUGCUGGACCAGUGGUCCCAGAAGGAGCAGACAGGAGAGAGACCGGCCAGCCCCGCCCUGUGGUGGGUGAACGGCAAAGGGGGCGAGGUGAAGUGGAGCUUCGGGGAGCUGGGCAUCCUGUCCCGAAAGGCCGCCAACGUGCUCACCCAGCCUUGCGGCCUUGCGAGAGGCGACCGAGUGGCGGUCAUUCUGCCCCGAGUCCCGGAGUGGUGGCUGGUCAACGUGGCUUGUAUGCGAACAGGGCUUGUCUUCAUGCCGGGCACCACGCAGCUGACCGCCAAGGACAUCCUCUACCGGCUGCGGGCCUCCAAGGCCAGGGGCCUGGUGGCCAGUGAGGAGGUGGCCCCAGCAGUGGAGUCCAUCGUGUCCGAAUGUCCUGACUUGAAGACCAAGCUCCUGGUGUCUCCGCGCAGCCGGCCGGGGUGGCUCAGCUUCCAGGAGUUAUUUCAAUGCGCUUCCGCAGAGCACAGCCGUGUGGAGACGGGCAGCCGGGAGCCGGCGGCCAUCUACUUCACCAGCGGGACCUCGGGCUCGCCCAAGAUGGCCCAGCACUCCCACAGCAGCCUGGGCAUCGGGUACACGCUCUGUGGAAGGUACUGGCUGGACCUGGAGUCCUCGGACACCAUAUGGAACAUGUCCGACACUGGCUGGAUCAAGGCCGCCAUUGGCAGCGUGUUCUCUCCCUGGCUGCAGGGAGCCUGUGUCUUUGUGCAUCAGAUGGCCCAGUUUGACACUGAUACCUUCCUAGAGACGCUCACCACUUACCCCAUCACCACCUUGUGCUGCGCGCCCACUGUGUACCGGAUGCUCGUGCAGAAAGACCUUAAGAGAUACAAAUUCCUGAAGCUGCGGCACUGCUUGACGGGAGGGGAGCCCCUCAACGCAGAGGUGCAGGAGCAGUGGAAGAGGCAGACAGGGCUGGACCUGCACGAGGGCUACGGACAGACGGAAGUGGGCAUCAUUUGUGCCAAUCUGAAAGGACAGAAAAUUAAACCGGGCUCGAUGGGGAAGGGAGUCCUGCCCUAUGAUGUCCAGAUUAUAGAUGAAAAUGGCAACAUCCUGCCAACUGGCCAGGAAGGAGACAUUGCCCUCGCACUGAAGCAUACCCGGCCCUUCUCUUUCUUCUCAGAAUAUGUGGACAAUCCAGGGAACUGCCGCCACGAUAAGAGGGAAUUUUAUGUCACUGGAGACAGAGUGAUGGACAGCGACGGGUACUUCUGGUUUGUUGGCAGACUGAUGACCACAGGCCUUGUGGAGUUUGUUGAACAGCUCCCGAAGACCAUCACGGGGAAAAUCAAGCGCAAUGUCUUAAGAGACCAGGAGUGGGGACGGACAUAG
This is a messenger RNA of Myotis lucifugus (little brown bat), 1899 nucleotides long. Its product is annotated as acyl-coenzyme A synthetase ACSM4, mitochondrial-like. The record is from RefSeq and is a predicted model, not a curated record. Gene Ontology annotation, biological process: acyl-CoA metabolic process; fatty acid biosynthetic process. Gene Ontology annotation, molecular function: fatty acid ligase activity; fatty-acyl-CoA synthase activity. Gene Ontology annotation, cellular component: mitochondrial matrix. Lineage: Eukaryota; Metazoa; Chordata; Mammalia; Chiroptera; Vespertilionidae.